UCAGAUGAGCUUAGUUUUGAAGAAGGGGAAACUUUAUAUAUUCUAGAUAUGAGCAACUCUGAUUGGUAUAAAGCACGAUGUAGUGGAAAAUCUGGUCUUAUCCCAAGCAACUAUGUUGAAGAGAGUGCGGAAGCCAUUGAUACUCCAUUGCAUGAAGCAGCAAAGCGAGGCAAUCUGGAUUUUAUGAAUGAAUGUCUGGCCAAUGGAGUUUCAGUGAAUGGUCUUGAUAAAGCAGGUUGCACAGCUCUGCAUUGGGCAGCUCAUGGUGGACAUAUUGAAUGUUUAACAUGUUUACUUUCCAAACCCAAUAUACAAGUGAAUGUACAGAACAAAAUGGGUGACACACCACUUCAUUCAGCAGCUUGGAAAAACCAUACAAAUGUAGUACAAGCUCUUCUCAAUAAAGGUGUAAAAACAGACAUCAGAAACAAUGACAAGAAAUUAGCUUACGAUCUUGCAAAAGAUGCUUCAACUGCUGCUCUGCUUCAACCCACGAGAGGGCUUCAGCGGACUUUGUCACAUGACUACGGUGAUGAUGAAGAUUCAGACUAGAUGAUUUUGAACAACCUUAUAAAGACCACCUGCCUAUAGUGACCACCUUUGUGUAGUCCCAUUGCAGUUUACAAUGUAAAGUGAUCUGUAUAUAAAGACCACCUGUCUAUGGUGACCACCUUUGUGCAGUCCCAAUGCAGUUUACAAUGUAAAAUGAUCUGUAUAUAAAGACCACCUGCCCAUAGUGACCACCUUUGUGCAGUCCCAUUGCAGUUUAACAAUGUAAAGUGAUCUGUAUAUAAAGACCACCUGCCUAUAGUGACCACCUUUGUGCAGUCCCAAUGCAGUUUACAAUGAAAAGUGAUCUGUAUAUAAAGACCACCUGUCCAUAGUGACCACCUUUGUGCAGUCCCAAUGCAGUUUACAAUGUAAAGUGAUCUGUUUAUAAAGACCACCUGUCCAUAGUGACCACCUUUGUGCAGUCCCAAUGCAGUUUACAAUGUAAAGUGAUCUGUUUAUAAAGACCACCUGCCCAU
Molecule: messenger RNA, 1028 nt
Organism: Saccoglossus kowalevskii
Lineage: Eukaryota; Metazoa; Hemichordata; Enteropneusta; Harrimaniidae
Product: osteoclast-stimulating factor 1-like
Biological process (GO): signal transduction
Molecular function (GO): protein binding
Source: RefSeq, a predicted model, not a curated record